Zea mays is the source of this 1058-nucleotide messenger RNA. Its product is annotated as ethylene-responsive transcription factor ERF113. The transcript is spliced from 3 exons. The coding region runs from base 1 to 834 and encodes 277 amino acids. Gene Ontology annotation, molecular function: DNA-binding transcription factor activity; DNA binding. The record is from RefSeq and is a predicted model, not a curated record. Gene Ontology annotation, biological process: ethylene-activated signaling pathway; regulation of DNA-templated transcription. Lineage: Eukaryota; Viridiplantae; Streptophyta; Magnoliopsida; Poales; Poaceae.
AUGUACAAGGAACACACAAGGGCGUCGCCUCGCCUCGCGCGCGCUGGCGCCGCGCACAGACACGCAAGCGUGGAUCGCGCCGCCGCUCAUCGGGGCAUCGUCCGUCGCGACAGGGGUCCGUCGCCGCCGCCGCCGGCCGGUAGUAGCGGCGUGCCACAGGCGGCGGGAGGCGGCGGUGUCUCUUGGGGCGGCCCCCGGUUGCGCGCCGAGGACGAGCACGCCGUCAUCGUCGCGGCGCUGGCUCACGUCGUCGGCGCCGGGACGCGGAGCUCGCCACCGGCCGGGCUCGGCCAGCAAGGCCGACACGCUCCCCUCUCCUGCGUGGAUUCAGUGACGCACCGCAGGGCCGUCCACGCGCCGGCGACGGAGCCACAGCGGCGGCCUCGGUACCGCGGCGUGCGGCAGCGGCCGUGGGGCAAGUGGGCGGCGGAGAUCCGGGACCCGGUGAAGGCGGCGCGCGUGUGGCUCGGCACCUUCGCCACCGCCGAGGACGCCGCGCGCGCCUACGACGACGCCGCGCUCCGCUUCCGGGGCGCCAAGGCCAAACUCAACUUCCCCGCUAACGCGGGCCACGGCACCGCUGCCGCCUUCCAGCCCCGCUACCGCGGCCAGCAUCGGCCGGGGACGCCGAGCGCUGCUGCUGCUCCUGUUGGCUGUCACGAGGAGCCGUCGUCGUCGUUCCCCGACCUCGGCCAGUACGCGCGCAUCCUGCAGAGCGGCGGCGGCGACUUGGACCUGCAGGCCGCCUUCGCGGGCGGGGUGGCGCCGGCGGGGCGGUCCUCGACUUCCGCGGCGUCGGCGUCGGCGUCGUCGCCGUGGCAAGGUGCUACUUGACAUUGUAUCGCGCGACGAUCAGCACACAUGUAUAGUUAGCUAGGUAGUAUCUUUCAGUCCUUCGAAACCAUGGAAUAUAUAAUCCUAUAGUAGCUACGUUUCAUCAUGUGUAGGAAUUUAAAGUUGACAAGUUUUGCAAGUGAUCGGCUUUGCAUGUGAAUGGAAACGAUACUUAAAUGGAAACGAUACUUAAUAACAAUAUAAUACUACGUCGGCCAAAAAUA